CCUCCCUCUUUGAUCUUUUCUUCCGCUAGCUUAAACACACAGAUUACAGCUAACCACAGCAAGAGGAUAAAGAAUUAUCCCUUCUCUUCUCUUCUCUUCUCUUUCCCGAUAGCCACGAUUGCCUUUUGAAUUUUGAAGAAUUAAGCCAUCCGCCUUCAAGCAUUCAACCAUAUACACACACCCAUCUCUGCUAUAUUUAAGCAACCAACCGCCAUCACAACAUUGACGUCGUCUUCCUCAUUGUUUCUGCUUCUUCUCUUCACGCCACUCCGACAUGAAGCAAAGCUCCACUCACCACCACCACCACCACCACCACCGCCAUCAGCCGGAGCUCUUCUGGGCCAAGCUCGUGAUGCGCAAAUGGCUGAAUGUUGGAGCCGAGGAGUCCGAUUACAGCGCCGACUCUGACUCCGACGCCAGCUCAGACUCCGAUCUCGAAGAUUUGAGAGAAUUGCAGGAUGGCAAAACAGAGGAUGAAGUUGCAAAUGAUUUCGCUGAUGCUCUUCCCAGAUUAAGAAGACGGAACUCAGAGACAUUUAGAUCACAAUAUAUAAACAAAAAGGAAAUCCGAGUCUGUGUUGGCACAUGGAACGUUGGAGCUAAGCUUCCACCUGAUGACUUGCAUAUUGAGAACUGGUUAGAUAUCAGUGAGCCUGCGGACAUGUAUAUAAUUGGUUUUCAGGAGAUUGUACCACUAAAUGCUGGGAAUAUCUUUGGUGCCGAAGAUAGUCGCCCGGUGCCAAAAUGGGAAAACAUCAUCCGUAAAACCCUUAAUAAGCUUCAACCUGCAAAUUUGAAAUUUAAAUGCUACAGUGAUCCCUCUUCUCCAUCAAGAUUUAAGCCAACUGAUGAUGCUCCAAAUUUAGAUGAUGAAAUAUUGCUUGGAUCUGAUUGUGAUACCGAGGAGGAAAUCCAUCUGUUAGGUGAAAAAUCCGAUAACUUUCAAGAAAUGAGAGUCAGAUUGGAGACACACGAAAAUGUGUUUAGUUCUCAAAAUGUGUCUAGUUAUGAUGCCCAUUCCAGCAUGCCAGUUUAUCAGGAUUUUGAUAAGCAAUUUUCUUCACCAAAGAGGCUGGACAGAUUGAAUUGCCUAAGGGUAGAAGAUUGCAUUGGAACUGCAGAAGCACCAUUUUCUCAAUCUAAUAGCAAAUUAGUGAAAACACUUGGUGAGAGAGAAAGGAUUGGUUUGACCUGGCUAGAACCACCACGGGAUAUGCUAGCCAGGCAUGUUUUAGACAGAAAAAAUUCCUUUAUGUCUACUAAAUCUUUCAAAGCGUCCAAAUCUUUUGGAACACACCGUCCUUUCAAGUUACCCACAACCAAUUAUAACAGAGUGCAACCAGGGGCAGCUCUCCUUGAGGAACUUGGCCUUGAGUCCCUUGUGUAUCGUAAAAGAAGAAGUCCAUAUGUGAGGAUAAUCAGCAAGCAAAUGGUUGGAAUUUUACUCACUAUAUGGGUUCGUAGAAGCUUGCGAAGGCAUGUCCAUAAUGUAAAGGUGUCUGCUGUUGGUGUUGGUGCCUUGGGCUACAUAGGCAACAAGGGAUCUAUAUCAGUUAGCAUGUCUAUAUAUCAGACUUUAUUUUGUUUUAUAUGUAGUCACCUAGCAUCUGGCGAGAAAGACAGUGAUGCUGUUAAAAGAAAUGCUGAUGUGCAUGAAAUACAUAGAAGGACUCAAUUUCAUUCACUUUCAAGUGGGCUUCCUGAAAGCAUUUAUGACCAUGAGAAAAUAAUAUGGCUGGGUGAUCUAAAUUACCGUAUCAAUUUAUCAUACGAGGAAACAAGGGCACUGAUCACUAGAAAGGAUUGGUCCAAGUUGGUUGAGAGUGACCAGCUUACACGAGAACUGGGAAAAGGUUGUGCAUUUGACGGAUGGCAUGAAGGUAUAUUAAAUUUUCCACCAACCUACAAAUAUGAGUCAAACUCAGAGAAGUACUAUGGGGAGGAUCAGAAGGUUGGGAGGCGUACUCCAGCAUGGUGUGACCGUAUUCUUUCAUUGGGGAAGGGGAUGAACCUAUUAAGCUACAAGAGAACAGAACUUACACUUUCUGAUCAUCGACCUAUUGUUGCCUUGUACAUGGUGGAAAUCGAGGAAUUUUGUCCUAGGAAGCUACAACGUGCUCUAACAUUUAUUGAUGCAGAAAUUGAAAAUCAGGAAGUUAUAGAAGGAUACAUCUGAUUGGAUGCAUCAGGGGGAAUUAAAUCUUAUAAACUAGAAGAGGCUGCGGAGUUUGCAACUGAGAGGUCAUACAUAUCAUUUGUGGAAGCCUACUCUUUGUUGCUUCUUCUAUACCUAUUUACUCUUUCGAUUUCAAGCUUUUAUGUCAUCGAGGUUGCAUCCAUUGCUGCGGCAUGUAAAUUGUGUAUAGCACACCUUUGUGAAACAACAAUCCUGCUUUCUUUAGGAUACUGAUUUAGUUUUCUUGAAAUGCAGAGUCUUGUAUACUACUCCAGAUAUCUCAUAGGAAAACCGGAGGAUUAAGCUUUUGGUGGGUAGAAUAGAACCUGUUGAGUGACUACCCUUUCUCUGAUACACACUCUCACUUGUGGCUCAACCUGUUAUAAAAUUAGUGAAUUAAAGUUGACAUAUAUGAGUGGUGUGACACAAAAAUUCUAGAUAUAUAUAUAUAUAAAUAUUCAAUCAUUAUAAUUCUGAAUAAUCUUAUUUGGUACACUUCUCCAUACGUGGAAGCCAGCUUUGUAUAAUCACAUGAAUCUGU
Diospyros lotus (date-plum) is the source of this 2717-nucleotide messenger RNA. RefSeq names its product type IV inositol polyphosphate 5-phosphatase 3-like. The transcript is spliced from 12 exons. The coding region runs from base 275 to 2176 and encodes 633 amino acids. The record is from RefSeq and is a predicted model, not a curated record. Gene Ontology annotation, biological process: phosphatidylinositol dephosphorylation. Gene Ontology annotation, molecular function: phosphatidylinositol-4,5-bisphosphate 5-phosphatase activity; phosphatidylinositol-3,4,5-trisphosphate 5-phosphatase activity; inositol-polyphosphate 5-phosphatase activity. Lineage: Eukaryota; Viridiplantae; Streptophyta; Magnoliopsida; Ericales; Ebenaceae.